GCGGCGGAGGACGGGACGAGCGGACUGAACCCGGACUGAACCCGGCCGGAACCCGGAUAGAACCGGGACGGAACCCGGAGCGGCCUGCCGGUGGUGCUGCUAGCCUCCCCGGGUGUAGCCACACAGGCUAACCGCAGCUAGCUGAGCAGUGACCCCGCAGUCCGAGCCCCGGCGCCGGGCACAUGCAGCGGGUCUGACCGGGGAGCAGGAGGAGGAUGGCGGAGCAGGAUGCCCCGCCGGAGGGCUUGCACGGCCCGGGCCCACGGAGCUCCUCGGACGGGACCGGACACGCUGACAGCCCGGACGAGACCUUGUCCCCGACCUCGGUGAUUUACUUCAGGGAGGCGCUGAGCUCCGCGAACGUCCGGUUCGGGAAGCCGGGCUCCGGGAAGCCGGGCUCCGGGUCCCCGGCUCCGCUGCGGCACUACGACUUCCAGAUCGAGAGGAUCGAGUCCAAGCGCAGGAGCAAGAAUCCCAAGGAUCCCAUCGCGAUUGAAAGGCUGAACCUGAUGAACAUGGCCAAGCUGAGCAUCAAGGGCCUGAUCGAAUCUGCUCUGAACCUGGGACGCACACUGGACUCCGACUACGCUCCGCUCCAGCAGUUCUUUGUGGUGAUGGAGCACUGUCUGAAGCACGGCCUGAAAACUAAGAAGACCUUCCUGGGGCAGAACAAGUCCUUCUGGGGGGCGUUGGAGUUGGUGGAGAAGCUGACGCCUGAAGCAGGAGAGAUCACUGCCAGCGUCAAAGACCUGCCGGGCCUCAAAACUCCUCUAGGAAGAGGUCGGGCCUGGUUACGACUCGCUCUGAUGCAGAAGAAGCUCUCAGACUACAUGAAGACCAUCAUCAACAGGAAGGACCUGCUCAGUGAAUUCUACGAGGCCAAUGCUCUGAUGAUGGAGGAGGAAGGAGCCGUCAUCGCCGGGCUGCUCGUUGGACUGAACGUCAUCGACGCCAAUCUGUGCAUGAAGGGAGAGGACCUGGACUCGCAGGUCGGAGUGAUCGAUUUCUCCAUGUACCUCAAAGAUGGAGGCCACAGCAGUAAGAGUGCAGAGGGUGACGGUCAGAUCACAGCGAUUCUCGAUCAGAAGAAUUACGUCGAGGAGCUGAACAGACAUUUAAGUGCUUCAGUAAAUAACCUCCAGGCCAAGGUGGACGCUCUGGAAAAGUCCAACACGAAGCUCACAGAGGAGCUUGCCGUGGCAAAUAACAGGAUCAUCACUCUACAAGAAGACGUGGAGCGAGUACAAGAGGAGAGCUCGUAUCAGCUGGAGUCCAGAAAGGCUCUAAGAAACGACUCGGCACCAGAUGGACAAGCGCUCGGUGAAACACGCAAGCAGCUCAAAGAGGAAACUGUGCUCAGAUUGGACGUGGAGAAGGAGCUGGAGGUGCAGAUCGGGAUGAAGCAGGAGAUGGAGCUGUCGAUGAAGAUGCUGGAGAAGGACAUCUGUGAGAAGCAGGACGCUCUGGUGGAUCUCAGGCAGCAGCUGGAGGAUCUUCGUGCCAUCAACCAACAGCUCAGCCACAAGUCACAGAGCACAGAGGCCAGCUCGAAACAGAAGAGUGAGGUCAUCUCUCGCCUGGAGGAGAAAAUCAACCAGAUGUCUGGGACAGUAAAACAGCUGGAGAGCAGAUGCAAGCAGGCGGAGCGGGAGCGGGAGCUGGCGCUGGAGGCCAACCGGCUCUUCAAGCAGGAGUUCGGAGACAAGAUCGAGAGUCUGCAGGCGGAGGUGGAGCAGCUGAGGAGGAGCAGGUCGAACCUGGAUCACGAGCUGAGGAGAGAGCGAGAGCGGCAUCAUCUCGUCGCUGGUCCCAGACCUCCCAGUCCUCCGAGGCAGAGGAGACUCACAGAGAACUCAACCAACCAGCUCCCAGAUUCUCCGUCAGGGAAAAGAGACAUUGAGGCGCUUCACGUUGGACACGAGGACAGAACCAGUCUGAGCUCCAGUUUAUCUUUGUCUCAUCACGAGGAUGAACAGGAGGAGUCGUUGGUGGAGAUCAACGAGCCGUCCGUGUGCACCAUGUGUGAGCAGGACGACUCCCUCCUGAAGACUAAGAAACAGUGUAAGAACUGCAGCGGCGUCUUCUGUGAGAGCUGCGUGUCCAACGAGCUGCCGCUGGCGUCCUCCAUCCUCCCAGAGACGGUGUGCGUCCCCUGCUACUCGCUGCUGCUGCAGCAGUACGCCUCCACGCCAACAUGAACGCACUCCGACACGCCGGACACCCGAGGCAUCGACGUGUGAAAACUGGCACCGCCAAGAAAUGCACUUUUUCACUCCUGAACUCUGUGGAAUCUUUUAAUUACUUUUAAUCCAGCGGUGUCCAGAUGUUCCACGGAGAGCUGAGCAGGUUUCUAUUUAAAUCAGAUGCUGUUGUGGUUAUAAAACCUCGGGUGUGGAGCUGCUGUGGUGUUUUUCAUUUAAUUAGAAACCUGCACUUCCUCAGCUCCAAGUGGUCGGGCAUUAUGAAAAUCAUCUCAUUUAGAAACUGACUUUCCACAGUGUCCACUGAGUGGACUGAGGGGUCAAAGGUCAACUGACAAUGCUUUUAACCAAGAUUUUUAAAAGAUGCAAAAGGAAAAACUGGAUUUUCACAACACAUCAGAUUUAAUCAUGAACAUCAGAAUAUGAUGCAAGUGCUGAUUAAUGAAAUGUGACUGUACAGAUGAAGAUAAAACUCUUUUGAACACAGAUAUUAUUCGUGUCUGUAAGAGACUUUUUGUGUAAAAAGUCUUUUACACAAUAUGAAAGUCAGAAAAUGUUUAUUUAACUCAAUUGAGUUUAGAGUCUUGCAAAAUUUGCUAAAUCCAUGCAAAAUUUAAAUAAUUACACAGAAUAUCAUCUCAUGUUUUAUCCCAGUAUUGAUGUUUUCAGUCUGAAUCUGUUGGAGAUUAAAUAUGAGGCAUCUGUCUGCAGAUGAGUAGCUUAGCUUAGCAUAAAGACUUGAAACGGGUGGGAACAGCUAGCAUGGCUCUGUCUUCUAUCCUGGCUUUGCAUAAAAAACAAAAUGUUACACGGGACAGUUUGAGGAUUAAUGUUGAUUGUUAAUUUUCCUCAAUUUAUUAACACUAUGGAUAAAAGAGGCUUUUCUGUGUUUGCAAUAAAGCAAAUUAAUCAUUUCCCUAAAAGUCAAAUGACUCCUUCAGGUUCACAGGUGAAGAUCAUACGUUUAUGAUUUAUGAUUUAUCAUUCUGGGUAUAAUGUUUCACUGCAAUAACUAACGUUUCGUAGAAUCUGCUGCUUUUAGGUUCCAAUGGCAUUCUGAGUUUUUCUGGGCACUUUUAAAAAGCACAUGUCUGGUUUGAAGAGGACAAAUCAACAUAUCAGCUGUUUUUAUGUAUUAUUGGUUCAUAUGAGGGGGAGGAGUCAGAGGCUGGAUCCAGACAAACCGGUUGAUUUCUCUCAUUGGAGCCAAGUAACAUGUGGAAAUGCUUCUGAGAUCAAUAAACUUUUAUUCUAUUUUAA
Messenger RNA from Limanda limanda (common dab), 3461 nucleotides. It is a transcript of the gene rufy3, whose product is annotated as RUN and FYVE domain containing 3. Lineage: Eukaryota; Metazoa; Chordata; Actinopteri; Pleuronectiformes; Pleuronectidae. Gene Ontology annotation, biological process: regulation of axonogenesis. Bases 216 to 2198 code for a protein of 660 amino acids. The transcript is spliced from 18 exons. Gene Ontology annotation, molecular function: metal ion binding. Gene Ontology annotation, cellular component: cytoplasm. The record is from RefSeq and is a predicted model, not a curated record.